Molecule: messenger RNA, 475 nt
Organism: Paramecium pentaurelia
Lineage: Eukaryota; Ciliophora; Oligohymenophorea; Peniculida; Parameciidae
Source: the annotation of a GenBank genome assembly
AAUGAGCAGAACAGGUCUGAUUAUUGAUGAGUUUGAAAAAUUCUCUUCUGAAAUUUCGAAUAGAAAGGUUUCUACUAGAAAAAAUAGACCUAUAUACACUUAAACAAUAAGCGUAAAACGAUACCAUAAAAUACCCUUAAGAACUUAAUAAAUGCUUUUUGAACAGGUAUUUAAAAAUGGUAAAAAGAUAAAACAAGUAUUUGUAUUUUUUAAUUUUAAGGCAGCAAAGGAAUUAAGAAUGAAUUAUUCAAGUGCUAAGUCAUUAAUCCAUUAUUAUAAAACUGAAAAGAGGCCAAUACCAGAUUAAGUGAAAAACUUGAUUGUUAAGAAAAAGUAAGCAUAAAUUUGCUCAAUAGAGAAAAAAAAUGAACAACAUCUCACUCUAUUUGUAGAAAUAAAAAUCAAUCAUGAAAUAAUUAACUCUUACAACUACUUUCAAAAACUUCAUAAUGAAGUUAAAGAAGAAACAAUUUGA